This is a messenger RNA of Helianthus annuus (common sunflower), 645 nucleotides long. RefSeq lists its product as uncharacterized. Bases 1 to 645 code for a protein of 214 amino acids. The transcript has a single exon. The record is from RefSeq and is a predicted model, not a curated record. Lineage: Eukaryota; Viridiplantae; Streptophyta; Magnoliopsida; Asterales; Asteraceae.
AUGGAAGUCCUCACUCAAACGCCAAAAUAUUCCAAGUUCAUGAGAGACUUCCUCACUCACAAAAGAAAGAUUGAAGCCAUUCAACAAGUCACACUUAGUGAAGAAUGCUCGGCGACACUCCUCAACAAGCUACGCCAAAAGAAGAUUUAUCCCGGAAGCUUCACCAUCCCUUGCUCUAUUGGUAGGUCACCAAUAAGAAAUGCACUAGCCGACUUGGAGGCUAGCAUUAAUUUAAUGCCAGCCUCUAUGUUCAACCCACUAGGAUUGGGUAAGCUACAUCAUACAAAGAUGAGCAUACAACUUGCGGAUAAGUCGGUGAAAUACCCUCAAGGUGUCAUAGAAAACUUAUUGGUAAAGGUAGGAGAAUUUGUUUUUCCGGCCGACUUUGUUAUCUUAGCCAUGGAAGAAGACCCUGAAAUCCCACUCAUACUAGGAAGACCCUUCCUUGUCACCGCACGAACUAUGGUGGACAAGAGUGACGAAAAACUAACAUGGAGGGUUGGUGAAAAAGAGAUCAAGUUUGAAGUUGGGCAACGGGCGAAGGAUGAUCUUGUCAAAUACCUUAACGCGAUUGACUCAAGUUUAGACGAUGCACUGCAACGAUACAACUCGGGGUGUGAGUCAUCCCGCACGGGUAACAUUUGA